CCAAGCCCUUAUUUUAAUGGAAAACACCAAACUUGUCCAAGAAGCCAAUCUCUCUCUUUCUCAAUUAAAGGAACUUUGCACAAUUUGAUCAAGCCCCAUUAAAGACUUACUCACCGAGUAAACGAUUGACACUCCUUUAACCCCCCAAAUUUCACAAUUAUUCUCCUUUCCAAUUUUGAACUCUCUCUCUCUCUCUCUCUCUCUCUCUCUCUCUCUGUGCAACUACGAUGGAGACUGAAACUUCACCAAAGAAAGAAGAACAAUGCAAGAUAAGAAUUGGGGGUGCCUGGUCUGGAGUUUUGGAAGUUAAGUUGGAGGAAUGGACCCUACCCAUGUUGAAGGAAGAGAUUGGAAAACGAUCAAAUUGCUCCGCCAACCGCUUAAACCUGAUAUUCAGUGGUAAAGUUCUCAAAGAUGCAGUGGGUGAUAAAAAACUGGUCGAUUUCAGUCUCAAGAACAAUUCGAAGAUUUUGGCUAGUAGAACCUCUCCGGAUUCAGGAAAUACUCUUAAUGCCUUCAUGGCUGAGGAGGAAGAGCGAUCGCGAAGGCUCAACAGAGUCAGGGAUGCGGCAGUUGCAAUGGCCAGCAGGCAUUCAAGUGGUUCUUUACCAUUGGAAGACUUCAAUAUUGAGCUCGAGGAUCAGAGUGGGCAGCGAAUAAAUCUGGGGUCUGAGACUGACCAAAGGGCUGUGAUGACGGGUUUGAUGCUUCAUAGCAACGCUAAAACAUUAAUCCAGAAAGGCCAAUACAAGGAUGCAUUGGAUAUACUCAUGAUGGGAGAGGAGGCGUUUUCCCUUUGUGACCCCAAGCUUAUAGAGAUGAUUGACAAUGUACCAAUACUUCAAAUAGAUAUGGUGUGGUGCUAUUUCAUGCUCCGAGACAUUUCAUGGCUUUCUAUGGCUGGUCUCCGUCUUGAGAAAGCACGUGAAGGGCUUGAACGAUCUCAUGGCAAGAACUCUAAUCGAGUUAGGCUUAUCCAAGCAGGUCUCAGACCAGAGCUUCCCAUAUACUUGCGGUUGGACCUCUUAGAAGGAGUAGUUGCCUAUCAUAGUGGUCGUUUCGAGCAAGCAACCAAAGCAUUGACUUCAGCACAAGCUAGUUAUCAACUGCUUCAAGUGCCGGAUGAAGCAUUAUCGCUCCUGAUGAGCAUGGGCUACAAGGAAAAUGCAGCUAGAAGAGCAAUGAGAAUGAGCGGUCAAAAUGUUCAACAGGCGAUUGAUUUUCUUAUAGAGGAAAGUGAAAGGAAACAACACCAAAAAGAAGAGAAUAUGAUACGAAAGAAAGAACUCACGGAGCAGAGGAACUAUGGAAUGACACCAUUAAAGAAAGUGGUGAACCUCUCAAGAUUGGAUUCAUUGGUUUCCAUUGGUUUCGAAAGGGUCCUUGCUGCUGAAGCUCUGCGGAGGAAUGAAAAUGACACGCAAAAGGCCUUGGAUGACUUAACGAACCCUGAAACAAAUUCCAUAAUACAGCUUUACAUUGAGUCGAGAAAGCGCAAGAGGGCGACGCAAGCAAUGGAAACCAAUAUCAAUGGGCUCGUGUCCAUGGGAUUCGACAGAUCAAGAGUUACGGAAGCCCUUAAUCAAGCAUCCACAAAGGAAGAGGCACUGAGCAUUUUGCUGUCCGAGUCACCUGUGGGCUCCAAUCUCACCGAAAGUCCCAGUGUCCUCUAUACAAAUGAGGCCACCACAUCAAUGUCAGAGCCCACUUCAUCGACAAAUGAGGCAGCUCAAAUUAUCCGAGAUAAUGAGAUGGAAGAGGAGCUUGUGCAAGAGCUCACUUCUGAUCCCUUUGCUGAUUAUGACAUUGAUGUCACCAAGGAAGGAGAAGCCGUUGCUGAAUACGUAGCAUUGCUAAAUUCUACACAAGGAGCAUCUGUUACCACCAAGUAGGGAAUAUGAAAAUAUCCUCUUCUGUACAGUUCUUUUGACCUUGCAGGGGUCGAAUCCCAAGGAGAUUACUAUAGAUUUAAGUAGCAAGAAGAAAUAAUUGAUUGAAUAGUGGAAGGUUUCUUUGCUCAUUUUCUUUUUUUGGAGGGAGGAUAUUAUGGGUUUAAUAACUUUAAUUAAGUUGUCUAAAGCUUUGGUUCAACUUUCAUCGCUUGUGAAUAUGAGUAUUUAUGCAAUUCAUACUAUACUGGGCAUUGUGUCU
This is a messenger RNA of Amborella trichopoda, 2151 nucleotides long. NCBI's taxonomy places the organism in Eukaryota, Viridiplantae, Streptophyta, Magnoliopsida, Amborellales, Amborellaceae. The record is from RefSeq and is a predicted model, not a curated record.